This is a messenger RNA of Capsicum annuum, 4141 nucleotides long. RefSeq names its product triacylglycerol lipase SDP1. NCBI's taxonomy places the organism in Eukaryota, Viridiplantae, Streptophyta, Magnoliopsida, Solanales, Solanaceae. The transcript has 3 exons. The record is from RefSeq and is a predicted model, not a curated record. The coding region runs from base 1295 to 3901 and encodes 868 amino acids. Gene Ontology annotation, biological process: lipid metabolic process. Gene Ontology annotation, molecular function: triacylglycerol lipase activity.
UAUAUCUCUACUCAUUAAUCACCAUCAAUCUAAAAAAAACAACUUCACCAAUCUUAAAAAUUUUUUCUCAUAUAAAUUACUUAGAAAUAACAACCAACAAAUUCCUUUUUCUUUUUUACACUUUUGUGUCCCUUUCUCCUUUCUCCAUCAAAAUCAAAAAACGAUUUUCACAUUAAGAAAGGAGAAAAGGACAACAAAAAACUUUUAAUUAAUUUAAUAAACACUUGAAACAAUUUACUUGUUGCUGCAAAAUCAAAAUUGAAUUGAAUUGAAUUUUAUAGUAUAAUAUAAUACUAUAAUAGAGUAAUAUUCAAUUGUGUCUAUCCAUACUUUCUUAGCUGAUACAUAUCAUACGUCAACCGUACAACCCAUAUCGUUUAUCUAAUCCAAAUUUCUGACUUUUUUGUUUGAUUUUUUUUCCAUUUUUCGAAUCCCGAUGAUUUUAUUAUAUAUAAAAUUUAUUUAUUUAUGCCAAUUGCAGUGCUAUUAAAUUUAUUGUUUUCAUAACUUGUUGAUUGAUUGGUCCCUCUUUGUGGUGUUCUUAUCCAUAUAGAGAAAGAAGUAAACAUUAUCCUGUUCUUGAGUUCUUUCCUUUUUCUGAGGUUUGGUUUGGCCUUUUUUUUUGAGAAAUUUUAGUGUUUUUUUUUUUUUUGGUGAUUUUUUGAAGCCCUUUUGACAUUGGUUUUGUGGGGUUGCUUAAAAAUUGAAUCUUGAUUUGUGGGGUUUUAUAAAAAUUGAAUCUCGAUGUCAAAAAAUUGAAUCUUGAUGUCAAAAAUUGAAUCUUGAUUUGUGGGGCUGCUUAAAAAUUCAAUCUUGAUUUGUGGGGUGUGUUGAGUUUUGUGUUUUGGCAGUUCUUGUUGGUGUUUGAGCUAAAUUGUAAAGAUUUUGCACAAAGGAAAAAGGCUGAAAAAGGAAAGGUUGGAUUUUUUUUCCUUUGACUUUCCUAAUAGAGAUAUUUCCUUUGAUCUAGUAAGCUCUAUUGCUUGCGCAUAGCCACAUACUUAGCUUGUUAGUUUCUGGUUCAAUCUGAUUCCUUGAAUCUUGUGAAUAAGACUUGUUUUCCCCCUAUUGUCAAAGUAUCAUUAAUUUGUCCUUGAUACUCUGUGCUAGUACAACCUUUGUUGUGCUAAUCUUGUUUAAUUGGUGUACUAUGUGCUAGUACAACCUUUGUUUUGCUAAUCCUGUUUCAAUUGGUAUAGGUUAGAGCCUUAGAUUAUUUAGGAAUCUGUAUACUUGGUUGUCUUAGCAUUUUGCUAGAGAAACCUUUAGGAAUCAGUUCCCUUUCUCCACUGAGAUGGAUAUAAGUAAUGAGGCUACUAUUGACUUGUUUGCAAUUGGACCUUCUACGAUAUUGGGUCGAACAAUCGCCUUUAGAGUCUUGUUCUGUAAAUCAGUUUCGCAGUUGAGGCAUCGCUUGUUUCAUUUCUUGGUAUAUUACUUGUACAAGUUUAAGAAUGGAUUUUCAUACUAUGUGACACCUUUGAUUUCGUGGUUGCACCCUCGGAAUCCACAAGGGAUAUUGGCAUUAGUAACGCUUCUCGCCUUCUUGUUGAGGCGAUAUACCAAUGUGAAAGUCAAAGCUGAGAUGGCUUAUAGGAGGAAGUUUUGGAGGAAUAUGAUGAGAUCUGCCUUGACUUAUGAAGAGUGGGCUCAUGCUGCCAAGAUGCUGGAUAAAGAAACCCCUAAAAUGAAUGAGGCAGAUCUUUAUGACGUAGAAUUAGUUCGAAAUAAACUCCAAGAGCUUCGACAUCGUAGGCAAGAGGGUUCUCUUAGAGAUAUCAUAUUCUGUAUGAGAGCUGACCUUGUAAGGAAUCUUGGUAAUAUGUGCAAUUCAGAACUUCACAAGGGAAGGCUUCAUGUGCCUAAACUUAUUAAGGAAUAUAUCGAUGAGGUUUCAACUCAGUUGAGAAUGGUAUGCGACUCUGAUUCAGAGGAGCUUCUGUUGGAAGAAAAGCUUGCUUUCAUGCAUGAAACAAGGCAUGCCUUUGGUAGGACGGCUUUGCUUUUAAGUGGAGGUGCCUCUCUCGGAGCUUUCCAUGUGGGGGUGGUGAAAACACUUGUAGAACACAAGCUGCUGCCACGGAUAAUUGCUGGUUCAAGUGUCGGAUCGAUUAUAUGCUCCAUAGUAGCGACUCGAUCUUGGCCUGAGCUCCAGAGUUUUUUCGAAGACUCCUGGCACUCCUUACAAUUUUUCGAUCAGUUGGGUGGAAUUUUUACUAUUUUCAAGAGGGUCACGACUCAGGGUGCUGUACAUGAUAUCAGGCAGCUGCAGGUGAUGUUACGUAAUCUCACUAGCAAUCUUACUUUCCAAGAGGCCUAUGACAUGACUGGUAGAGUUCUGGGGAUUACCGUUUGCUCCCCUAGGAAACAUGAACCUCCUAGAUGCUUGAAUUACUUGACUUCACCUCAUGUUGUUAUAUGGAGUGCUGUGACUGCUUCUUGUGCUUUUCCUGGUCUCUUCGAAGCUCAAGAACUAAUGGCAAAGGAUAGAAGUGGAGAUCUUGUUCCAUAUCACCCACCAUUUCACUUGGGACCCGAUGACACUUCUAGUUCAUCUUCUCGUCGGUGGAGGGAUGGUAGCUUGGAGGUUGAUUUGCCAAUGAUGCAGUUAAAGGAGCUCUUCAAUGUCAAUCACUUCAUUGUGAGCCAGGCAAAUCCGCAUAUUGCUCCACUACUGAGGAUCAAGGAGUUUGUAAGAGCUUAUGGAGGCAACUUUGCUGCCAAGCUUGCGCAGCUUGCUGAACUGGAGGUGAAGCACAGAUGCCAUCAGGUGUUAGAACUCGGUUUUCCUUUGGGAGGAAUAGCAAAGCUUUUUGCUCAAGAUUGGGAGGGCGAUGUAACUGUUGUAAUGCCUGCUACUCUAGCUCAGUACUCGAAAAUCAUACAGAACCCUUCUACUCUGGAGUUGCAAAAGGCAGCAAAUCAAGGAAGAAGGUGCACUUGGGAAAAGCUCUCGGCAAUUAAAGCAAACUGUGGAAUUGAGCUUGCGCUUGAUGAAUGUGUUGCGAUUCUGAAUCACAUGCGUAGACUGAAAAGGAGUGCCGAGAGAGCGGCUGCUGCUUCCCACGGCAUGUCUAGCACAGUCAGAUUUAAUGCUUCCAGAAGAAUUCCUUCUUGGAACUGCAUUGCACGAGAGAAUUCAACAGGUUCCCUUGAAGACUUUCUUGCGGACGUAGCUGCUUCACAUCAUCAAGGAGGCAGUGGUUCCGGGACACAUGCCACUAGAAAUUGGCGAACGCAUCGGACCGCACACGAUGGCAGUGACAGUGAGUCCGAAAAUAUGGAUCUCAGCUCUUGGACAAGAUCCGGUGGUCCUUUGAUGAGGACAACAUCUGCUGAUAAGUUUAUCGACUUUGUCCAAAACUUGGAAAUCGGUUCACGAUUGAACAAAGGAUUGAGUAUUGACCUCAACAAUAUUGUUCCUCAGAUGCCUGGUAGGGACCCGUUCUCCCCAAGCCCAAGGGUAGCCACACCACCUGGUAGGGACCCGUUCUCCCCGAGCCCAAGGGUAACAACACCAGACAGAACUUCAGACACCGAAUUUGAUCAAAGAGAUUUCAGUAUUAGGGUCCCCGCGGGCAGUGCAAGCAUUAUGGUAAGCGAAGGCGACCUCCUGCAGCCUGAAAGGACGAACAACGGUAUUGUCUUCAACGUGGUACGAAAAGGAGACUUGACCCCAUCGAACAGAAGCCUCGAUUCAGAAAACAAUAGCUCUGUGCAGGACGCAACUGCUGAGUGCGUGCAAAUGGAAAGUCCAGAAAAGGAGAUGGAUAUUAGCUCAGUAUCCGAGGAUGGUGAGAACGAUGUUGAGAAAGGAAGUAGUAAGACAAAUGAAGUUGACGCGGAUGAUGGUGACGACGACGAUAAACAAGUUAUAGACAAGGAAGUUAUCGAUUCUUGAGAAAGGGAAGUUACGUUUAGCUUUGGUUAUUCUGCACAAAUUCUUUUGUACUUGAUGGAGCUUCUUUCAAAAUGGAUUCUUGAAAGUUUUUACCAUGGAUUGUCAGAGCUAACACAUUCAGAAUUGGUAUUGUAAAUAGAUGAGGUACUAAUUCUGUAAUAAUUGUUUUUAGUGUAACUCAUAACUCUUCUACUAGUUCAUAGUAGUUUAGUUCAAUGAAAAUUCUGUACUUUGGUUUUU